Messenger RNA from Symbiodinium necroappetens, 1017 nucleotides. The record is from the annotation of a GenBank genome assembly. NCBI's taxonomy places the organism in Eukaryota, Dinophyceae, Suessiales, Symbiodiniaceae.
AUGGCGCUGUCGUCUGGACCCCUUGGUGGACUGGCAGGUGGUUUGAAGCCUUACACACACGCAUGCUCCCUGAGAGACGUCGAAUCGAAUGUUGACCCAGCCCAGUUCGAGCAUUUCGUGGAGCUCCUGCGACAGGGCUCCGCUGGGGCUCUGAGAGUCGCUGCUGCAUCCAGGCUUCUGCAGCGCGAAGCUCACAAGACCUCCACCUUGGCCAAGGCCGCGCUUGGCGCUGCGACGUCGAUUCUGGACGAUCCAGAUGGUACACCCGGCAUGCUCGCCAAGAGAGAGACGCAGCGAUAUGCGAUCGCAUGGUGGAACCGCUAUUUCAGAGAUCUCACGAAGUACGAGCCCAAACGCAUCCGGGCUCGUCGCCGCAUAGCAGAUGCCACUGCAGCCAAAGAAGCAGCAGAAGCCAAGCUCCUCGAACUUGAGUCCAUCGACAAAGAUGAAUUCAGGAAGCGACUCACGGAUCACCAGCAGGAUGUGCAACAGAGGGAAACGGACCUGGAGACCAACACCUACCUGACACUGAAAAUGAAGCUGGCUGCAGCGGAGGCAGCGAACGAUCAGAAGUGGGCCGCGAAAUAUCGAGAGAUGCUCGAUGAUUAUUGGCACAAGCGCGAACUCGAACAGGUCAGCAUUGCAGAAGCAAAAAAGGACCUGCAGGAGCAGCAGCGCUUCCUCACGCGCCUGCCACAGGAAUUGAAAACCCAAGAGAGGCGGGCAAAGAAUGCCAGCAGACGACUUGAAAAUGCAGAAAAAUCCCUGGGCUACAUCAGAGGGCAUUUGGAAGAGAUGACAUCUGAAGUUCCGUUGAAGCCCACCAAUCCGUCCGAGAAGCUGCCGAAGGCCCGCUGCCACAGGAUUGGGAAAACCCCAGCUGAAGCUGGCAUUCCGGAGGGGCUUCUCUUGUAUGUGUGGGGUCGAGGUCGACCACAUGCCCCUCGGCAACGCCGUGGGGAUUUCCUGUGCUCGGCUGAAUGCAGCUGGCCGUGUGACGGCGUCGGUGUGAAAUGA